This is a messenger RNA of Hyaloscypha bicolor E, 1560 nucleotides long. RefSeq lists its product as uncharacterized. Lineage: Eukaryota; Fungi; Ascomycota; Leotiomycetes; Helotiales; Hyaloscyphaceae. The transcript has 2 exons. Gene Ontology annotation, molecular function: phosphatidate phosphatase activity. The record is from RefSeq and is a predicted model, not a curated record. Gene Ontology annotation, cellular component: actin cortical patch. The coding region runs from base 7 to 1560 and encodes 517 amino acids.
GCCGAAAUGGCGAAGUUUGUUCAUUGCCUGCUGCUGGCGCUCCUGCCAGCCGCUCUCGCAGCGCCAGCUCCAGCGCCCAUCGUCGCCGCUCCUCAUCCCAUGAUCACGGCCCGCGCGUCAUUGACCGAUCGGACUCCCACCAGAGUCCAAGAACGAGACCUUAUCAGCUCAAUUGAAGGUUUUGGAAGCUAUCUUAGCAGCGUUUUGGGAACUUUCCCCUCGUAUGUUGCAAGCGGAGUACCCAAUUUCUUCCAGGACUUCCCAACUGGAACGGCGGUGGAGAAGAGCUUGGGAAUCAGUUCCACUGAUUUGGCUGCGACACCCACACAGGUGCUGAAUAUCCCUGGAUAUGCGAAUUGGACCGAUCAAGGUUGGAACUUGCGCUUUCGCGGCAAUGUCUUCAAGCAGCCCAACAUUUCCGAAUCGAAGCUCGAUGACCUUGCGAACGUUUUCCUGGUCGGCACAUCCAUACAGCAACUCCCGCCCGCUGAACAAACACAAGCCCGGAAUCUGACUGCUGAGAUUUACGUCGUCCAGCAAGGCGGCGUCAAUGUUACUAUGAACAUUGAGCCGGCUUCGAGCCAAGGAAGCGAUGGGACUGCUGGCGGGAGCAACGCCAUUACAGCAGGAGGUGGCGCUCAAAACAUCACCCUAAUGGGACAAACAACAUCCGAGGGAGAUUUCGAUCAAUUUCUUCCACUUAAAAAUGUCUCUGGUCCGGGCGGCUAUCUUCUCCCAGGCAAUGCUACGACCAGUAUCCAACGAUUGAACGUCUUCACCCAAGGCACAGAGACUGGGAAUGCAACAUCUUAUCUCGUGCCUGAAGCAGGACUUACCAUAAUUUCUGACAUCGAUGAUAUCCUCCGCAUAACUAGAAUCUACCAGCCAGCGGACGGCCUCCUAAACUCAUUCGCUAAAGCCUUCGUGCCCUGGAUGAACAUGCCAGAUAUCUACGCAAACUGGAGCAAAAGCAUCCCGGACUUCCACUUCCACUACCUAACAACCACCCCGGAGCAAGUGACACGCAACUACAUGGAUUUCAUCUUCAAGACCUAUCCCGGUGGCAGUUUCGAUACCCGCCCCCUAAACUUCUCUGACGUCUCCGCAACCCUCUCAAUCCGCAAGUUCCUCCUCGAGAAGAUCUUCCAGACCUACCCAAAGCGGAAGUUCAUCUUGAUAGCAGACACCUCCAACUCCGACGUGAUGAAAGACUACCCAGCCAUGGCCACCGAAUUUCCAAACCAAGUGCAAUGCAUUUUCCUCCGAAAUACCUCGGCCAUAGACUCAGGCGACAAAUUCCCCUACGAUACGUCGGGAUUCAAGAAUUUGAGCCAGAACCAGUAUAUGUUCUUCCUCGUGCCUGACGAUCUUACGAAUCUGGAUAUUGUGAAUGGACAGUGCUAUAACACGACGAUUAAGCAGAACGUGACGUUUAGUUACCAGGGGCUGCCUUUCGGGUUGGGCAAGAAGAAUGCAGCAGGGAGGUUGGACGCUGGAUGGAAUGGCUUGGUUGUGGCGGGCUUAGUGAUGUUGUUGGGCAGUUGCUUGGGAAUAUUAUGA